This is a messenger RNA of Paecilomyces variotii, 1546 nucleotides long. RefSeq names its product FRG1-like family protein. Gene Ontology annotation, cellular component: catalytic step 2 spliceosome; nucleolus; striated muscle dense body. The transcript is spliced from 2 exons. Bases 180 to 1049 code for a protein of 289 amino acids. Lineage: Eukaryota; Fungi; Ascomycota; Eurotiomycetes; Eurotiales; Thermoascaceae. Gene Ontology annotation, molecular function: actin filament binding. The record is from RefSeq and is a predicted model, not a curated record.
ACCGUAAUUUACACCGCCCGAACGACCCUCCUACAUCAUCGCAUCCACCUAAACUACCCUAGCUAACUAGCUAACUUCCAACCCAGCUGGAACUGCUAGUUAAUAGCUUCAACGAUCCUCACCAUCAAUUGCAAUUAAUCAAUCUCUCUCUCUCUCUCUCACUGCACUGAAAAAAAAAGAUGGUAAAACCACUCACAUUCAAAGGCGACAAGCCCAAAAAGCGCAAACACCGCACCGACGACACCGAUCCCACUCAACGACGGAUCAAAUCCGACCCAUCAUCAUCAUCAGCCCUCACAACCACCACAGGCAGCGCAGGCCCCGCCGAGGACGAAAACGCCGAAGACACAAGUUGGGUUUCUGCAGACGUCCCGACGGAUAUUUCCGGACCCGUGAUCAUUGUCUUACCAUCGAGUAAACCGUCGUGUGUCGCGUGCGAUGCGAAUGGGAAGGUGUUUGUUUCUGAGUUGGAGAAUUUGAUCGAGGGUGAUCCUGCGACGGCGGAGCCGCAUGAUGUUAGGCAGGUUUGGGUCGCGACUAAAGUGGCGGGGAGUGAGGGGGUGAGUUUUAAGGGACAUCAUGGGAGAUAUCUCAGUUGUGAUAAAUACGGCAUCCUCAGCGCCACAUCAGCAGCCAUCUCACCGUUCGAAUCAUUCCGUAUCCUUCCUGCGCCCGACACACCGGGUCUAUUUUCCUUCCAGACCGUCGGUGGAGACUCUGAAACGUUCCUAUCCGUCAAGGAGGAUGAAGAAGGCACAAGCAGAAAAGGCUCCUCGUCAAAGGUCGAAGUCCGCGGAGACGCAAAGACGCUCGGUUUCGAGACGAGUUUUCGCGUCCGGAUGCAAGCGCGCUUUAAGCCGAGAGUGAAAGCGUCCAAGGAGAGCAAGGCGAGGGAGAAGAUUAGUCGACGAGAGCUGGAAGAGGCGGUCGGUAGAAGGUUAGAGGAUCAUGAGGUGAAGAGGUUGAAGAGGGCGAGGAGAGAGGGGAAUUUUCAUGAAGAGGUGCUGGAUGUUAGGGUAAGGGGGAAGCAUGAUAAGUUUGCUUCGUGAGAGGCUUUACGAGUUUCUCUCUUCUUAUGUUUGAAAGAGAUUGGAUCUUGGGCCAGUGCUACUUAGUCCCUGGGCGGAUGAGUUGCGAAGAGCCGCGGCUCUUUCGAAGACUGCGACAUGAGGCCAUUUCCUAUCUCUCAGGGAGCAUACACACACAUCGUUCGUGCUCUGUAUGCGGCAGUCGACUUUUCCAGGCGGGAAACAACACCAUCGUAUGCUGCUGUCUAAUGUGGAGCUGAAACCCACUACAAGCUAUGUGGCAGUGGUCGAUGGAAGACAAAUGCAAGAGCCAUGUAUAAUCCCUGCAGGCACUAUAGUUUCGAGACCUGGUAGACUACAACGUCUGUACUACCAUGGGAUAGAACACGUCGCGGAUGCCUACUAUACAUCGAGUUGAGCCGGAAAAUGUCAGCGAGCAGGCAAUGAUAGAAGGCCAUGCUCGCCCUUUACUGGGAGCAUAAUUCAAGAGACAUUCCCCGAAUGACGGCCAAGUCACG